AUGAGCGGCAUUGCGGGUACGGACAAUGGUAAAGCACCUCUUCCCAAGGAGCUUACAGAUUUCAUGCCUGAUUUCCUCAAAAACUCAAUGGAAUCCAAUCCAUACUUCUCUGCUGGAUUCGGUUUGAUGGGCGUAGGUGCAGCACUUGCUGGACUUAGGCGCGGUAUUACAUUUGGCGCAGGAGCUGCGCAGCGUCGACUACUCAUAAGCCUCGAAAUACCCUCUAAAGACCCCUCUUACCUCUGGUUCUUGGAGUGGCUCUCUGCCAAUGGCAAGCGCGAAGCCACGACGCUGAAACCUGGACAACCCCAAAUAAAACUCUACUCUCACCAACUCAGCGUAGAGACAGCUGAGAAGAAGCAGCAAGAUUCUAACAACGUCACCUUCAGUCUUGUCCCUGGUCCCGGCACGCAUUGGUUUAGAUAUAAAGGCGCUUGGAUGCAAGUUAAGCGUGAACGCGAUGGAAAAAUGAUGGAUCUAACUCAAGGUACACCAUGGGAGACAGUUACUUUAACCACACUGCGAAGAGAUAGCGGUCUUUUCGCAGAUCUCCUCCACGAGAGUCGCAAAUUGGCGGAAAUGGGAACUCAAGGCAAGACGGUUGUAUACACUUCCUGGAUGGUUGAUUGGAAACCGUUCGGGAAACCCAGAAGGAGGAGAGAAUUGAGUAGUGUAGUGCUCGAUCGAGAUGUGAAGCAGCGCGUGGCAGAUGAUCUCGAUAAGUUUCAGAAUAGAGGUCAGUGGUAUGCAGAAAGAGGUAUCCCAUAUAGGAGAGGUUAUCUCCUCCAUGGUCCCCCUGGAUCUGGCAAGUCGUCAUUUAUAUACGCCUUGGCUGGUCACUUUAAAUACAACAUCUGUUUGCUCAAUCUCUCUGAGAAGGGCUUGACGGAUGAUAGACUCAAUCAUCUCCUAGUCAACGCCCCAGAGAGAUCCAUCAUCCUGCUCGAGGAUAUAGAUGCAGCGUUCAACAAGCGUGUACAGACAGGCGCGGAUGGAUACCAAUCUGCUGUUACAUUUUCAGGUCUGCUGAAUGCGCUGGAUGGUGUGGCGAGCGGAGAAGAGCGUGUUAUAUUUAUGACGACAAAUCAUUUCACCAAACUCGACAAAGCCUUAGUGAGACCAGGAAGAGUGGACAUGAUAGAGUUACUAGGUGAUGCAAGCACAGACCAAGCGGGUGAAUUGUUUGGUAGAUUCUAUCCAGAUGCUAGUACAGAGGAGUUGCAUGCGUUUAUUGACAAGUUGCAAGAAGGGAUGGAUGCAGGAUAUAGCGUCAGUAUGGCUAGUUUACAGGGGAUGUUUAUAAGGACUACUGCGGCUGAAGCUAUAAAGUAUUUGCCAAUGUUGUUUGAAGAAUGGCUAGAAAGCUGCAUAGAGUAUCUGCGCAACACUCUCAAUAUCAGCAAUAACCAGGAGAUACUUAAACAAACUCAGAUACAGUUUAUAAACUCAGAUUUGUCAGAUAGUACGACAGGUGGUCUUCCGAGGGAUAUACAACAGCAGGAGCUGUUGUUCCCUUCACCAAGCAAAGGAAUUCUGCUGCAAGUAAUUUCAAUUACAGAUAUUGGAAUAUCAGCGUACAACUUGAAACUCAAUAGAGAUCAGAAGUCAGCUCUGAAAUUGAAGUUAUCGGAUGGCAGAAUAUCCGUAGACGCGUUUGAAUACGCUGAAAUACCUUGGCUAUCACUGUCAACGCCAAUUGGGAGCAAAUUACUCUUGAAGAACGUCGAGCUGUUACAAGGAACUCUUCUCCUUACCCCUUUCAACACUCAACAAAAGAAUGGCAAGAUCGAUGACUUUGAUAAGUACAGAGAUAAGAUAAUCAACGACAUUUUAGAUGCAAGGUUAGGCAGAGUGUCCGAGAGAACGACUAACGUAGCUAGUGCGUCUACCACGGCAAACACAGCCGCAGAUGUUAUCGAAAUCAGUGACUAA
Messenger RNA from Wallemia ichthyophaga EXF-994, 1932 nucleotides. RefSeq lists its product as uncharacterized. The record is from RefSeq and is a predicted model, not a curated record. Gene Ontology annotation, cellular component: mitochondrial inner membrane. NCBI's taxonomy places the organism in Eukaryota, Fungi, Basidiomycota, Wallemiomycetes, Wallemiales, Wallemiaceae. The coding region runs from base 1 to 1932 and encodes 643 amino acids. Gene Ontology annotation, biological process: mitochondrial respiratory chain complex III assembly; protein insertion into mitochondrial inner membrane from matrix. Gene Ontology annotation, molecular function: ATP hydrolysis activity; ATP binding. The transcript is spliced from 4 exons.